AUGGGUGCUGCUGCUAAGACUGUUUGGGCUCUGAUAUUCAUAACCGUGCUAAACGUCGCCGUUUUCCGGCCCACCUCAUCAGAUCCAAGCGACGAGGCUUGCCUGACCCACCUAAGCCAAUCCAUACAAGACGCAACAAAGUCCCUCCAGAACUGGACCAAAUCCACCUUCGCAAACCCAUGUAGCGGCUUCACCUCCUACCUCCAAGGCGCCACCUGCAACAAUGGCAGAAUCUACAAGCUCUCCCUCACGAACCUCGCUCUGCGCGGCUCAAUCUCGCCGUUUUUGGCCAACUGCACCAACCUCCAAGCCCUCGACCUCUCCUCCAACUUCCUCACCGGCCCAAUCCCAUCGGACCUCCAGUACUUGGUCAACCUCGCCGUCCUGAACCUCUCCUCCAAUCGGUUGCAGGGCCCAAUCCCGCCGCAGCUCACAUUGUGCGCCUACCUCAACGUCAUCGAUCUCCACGACAACUUACUCACCGGAACGAUCCCUCAGCAAUUGGGCCUUCUUGUCCGGCUUUCGGCUUUCGACGUCUCAAACAACAAGCUUUCGGGGCCGAUACCGGUUUCUUUGGGAAAUCGGAGUGGGAAUUUGCCGAGGUUUAAUGCCACGUCGUUCGAUGGCAACAAGGAGCUUUAUGGGUACCCUUUGGCCCCUCUGAAAAGCAAAGGGCUUUCGGUUUUGGCCAUUGUUGGGAUCGGAUUGGGAAGUGGGUUUGCGAGUUUGGUGCUUAGUUUCACUGGUGUGUGCAUAUGGUUGAAAAUUACAGAGCGCAAGAUGGCUCUUGAAGAAGGCAAGGUCAGCCACCUCAUGCCUGAUUAUUGA
Prunus armeniaca (apricot) is the source of this 828-nucleotide messenger RNA. NCBI's taxonomy places the organism in Eukaryota, Viridiplantae, Streptophyta, Magnoliopsida, Rosales, Rosaceae. The record is from the annotation of a GenBank genome assembly.